GCUGUCAAUCUCUGAAUAAGGUCGUGAUCACAUAAGCGAUUGGAAACGUUGUGCAAAAGGAAGAAUGUGUUAUUGGGGUGGAGAUCGUGCAAUGUUCAAGCAGUGUUGAAGGUUACCGGCUGUGGGAUUUGAAAAGGAGAUGACAUUUCGAAAGAUUGCCGGCGGAACAAUUGUUCUUGGGGGUAGUACCCUGACGAUUUUAGGCCUCUCCCACAUAGUAGACUACUGCUCAAAUCGGGCCCGUCUUUCUUAUGUUCAAGCAUCAGAACAGCUGAACCAGAAUUAUGAUCAAAAUAAACUCCCAUCAAGAAAAGCUCAACUGUACACCUUACAGACAACUAAGGAAUUUGAUGUCCUUAUUGUUGGGGGCGGGGCAACAGGAUCUGGCUGUGCUCUAGAUGCUGUUACUAGGGGUCUCAAAACUGCACUAAUAGAGAGAGAGGACUUCGCUUCUGGGACCAGUAGCAAAAGUACAAAGCUUAUCCAUGGAGGAGUACGAUAUCUACAGAAAGCAUUCAUGAAAUUAGAUUAUGAACAGUAUAAACUAGUGAAAGAAGCACUCGCGGAACGUGCCAACUUACUUGAUGUUGCCCCACAUAUUGCAAAACAAUUGCCGAUAAUGCUCCCUCUUUACAAGUGGUGGCAGCUCCCUUAUUACUGGGCUGGGAUAAAGAUGUACGAUUUUGUGGCUGGAAGUCAGUGUUUGAGGAGCAGUUAUGUCCUUACCAAGUCAAGAGCUCUGGAACUGUUCCCCAUGCUGAAAGAAGAUCAGCUUGUAGGAGCUAUCGUUUAUUAUGAUGGACAACACAACGAUGCACGAAUGAACCUUAGUAUCGCUCUGACUGCUGCCAGGUAUGGUGCUGCCAUAGCCAAUUACGUUGAAGCGGUGAGCCUACUGAAAAACAAAGAUCCGGACACCGGUAAAGAAUAUGUAUGUGGUGCCAAAUGCAGGAAUGUUGAAACAGAUGAAUUUUUUGAUGUGAAGGCCAAAUGUGUUAUCAAUGCUACAGGACCUUUCGUAGACACACUGCGUCAAAUGGAUGAUGAGAAGGUGGAAAACAUGUGUCAGCCUAGUUCUGGUGUACACAUUGUCUUGCCUGGUUAUUAUAGCCCUGAAGCCAUGGGACUGCUUGAUCCUGCAACAAGUGAUGGCCGAGUUAUAUUUUUCUUACCUUGGGCGAAAGUGGUCAUUGCAGGAACCACUGACACUCCAACAGAGGUUACGUCUAAGCCCGUACCCCAUGAGGAGGAGAUUAACUUCAUUCUCAAGGAAAUACGGAAUUACCUGAGCCCUGACGUUGAAGUGAGAAGAGGAGAUGUUCUUGCAGCCUGGAGUGGCAUUCGACCACUGGUGUCUGAUCCCAAUUCAAAAGAAACCAAGUCAAUUUCCCGCAAUCAUGUUGUGACUGUGACUGACAGCAGACUGGUGACUAUUGCAGGUGGCAAGUGGACCACUUAUCGUAAAAUGGCAGAAGAAACAAUAAAUGCUGCAGUUGAAGCUUGUAACCUGAAUUUAGCAAAACCGUGCAGGACAGUUGGACUUCAACUAGAAGGAUCCCAUGAGUGGACUCCUACUCUUUACAUUACAUUGGUGCAGUAUUAUGGUCUGGGGACUGAGGUUGCUCUCCACCUUGCUUCUACUUAUGGAGACAAAGCUUUUCAGGUUGCGAAGUUGGCUCAAGUUACUGGAAAGAGAUGGCCCAUAGUUGGCAAACGUUUGGUGGCUGAGUUCCCAUACAUUGAAGCAGAGGUGAGGUAUGCUGUGAAAGAGUACGCAUGUACAGCUGUUGAUAUCAUCGCCCGCCGUACACGUCUCGCAUUCGUGAAUGUGCAGGCUGCUGAAGAGGCACUUCCACGUAUUGUGGAAAUAAUGGCCGCAGAAUUGAACUGGUGUGAGAAACGAAUGCAGGAUGAAUUGAAGGCUGUCCAGCAGUUUCUGUACCACGAAAUGGGCUACAAGGCUCGAUCUGAUCAACUAACAAACACAGAAAUAAAUCUGUUACCUUCAGAUGUGGAUAGGUACACAAAAAGGUUUCAGAAAUUUGAUGAGGAUCAGAAGGGUUUUAUCACAAUGAUUGAUGUUCAGCGUGUGUUAGAGAGCAUUGGUUAUCAGGUAGAUGAACAGACUCUCCAUGAAAUGUUACACGAAGUUGAUAUAAACAAGAAUGGGCAGGUAGAACUAAUUGAGUUCUUGCAGUUGAUGAGUGCAAUCCGAAAAGGUUCAGUAUCUGGAAGCAGAUUGGCUAUUUUGAUGAAAUCUGCGGAAGAGAAUCUGAUUAAAGGAGAUGCUAUUCCUGUGCACCGCAGUGGAGGAGGCUUGUGAGUCUUGCUCACUAAGUGCAGUAUUGGCCAAAAGGGAAAACAAGAUUUCCAGUUGUUGAUGCGACUGCAGGCACAAAACUUGAUACUGCAGGACUUUUAUUUUGCACUGUUUGAGCUUUACUCCUGUUGAACUUAGUAGAUGCAUGAAAUUCUGUAUCUUCCUUCUCAAAGUCUUUUCUUCGACCAUUGUGCUUCACAACAAUCUGAUUGUUGCAUUAUAUUAGUAAAUUAUUCAAAUAUAACAUAUCUUUAUAUCUUGUGUAAAUUUUGAUAACUAAAGUAAUUGUAAAAUCUUCUGUAUUUCACCAAUUGAGAUUAAUGCAAAACAGAAUAAUGGAUCAAAGUACAACAUUUAUCCUCCGUCCUGCUUGGGAAGAGGGAGAGUAAUUUUAUCUGUCUAUGCCAAAAGUGGUAAAUGUAAAGUAACUCAAAAGCGUAUGAAUGAUUUUCAUGUUUUAUGGGCAGUGUCUCUGGUGGAUAAGUCUUUUGCAUUAUGCUGUCUGGAAGAUAUAGUUUUUAUUUGAUACAACCCAUUUUUAUUUUCCAUUCAACUGCUCAUCUAUUACUCAAACCCAAUGGCUUCAAUACUUUAUAUUGCAAUCAAAGGCUUUGCCAGUGACUUAUUCUCUCACCCUAUAAUAGAGCUUAUCAAAGAAGAAUGUACUGAUGUUAUUCAUAUGCCCAUCUACAAAUCUGCAAAUAUUUGUACUUUCCUUUAAUAAAACUUUGAUUAGGUUUGAUGCGAA
Messenger RNA from Carcharodon carcharias (great white shark), 3068 nucleotides. It is a transcript of the gene gpd2, whose product is annotated as glycerol-3-phosphate dehydrogenase 2 (mitochondrial). Gene Ontology annotation, cellular component: glycerol-3-phosphate dehydrogenase (FAD) complex; mitochondrion. Bases 140 to 2323 code for a protein of 727 amino acids. The transcript has 17 exons. Gene Ontology annotation, molecular function: glycerol-3-phosphate dehydrogenase (quinone) activity; calcium ion binding. Gene Ontology annotation, biological process: glycerol-3-phosphate metabolic process. The record is from RefSeq and is a predicted model, not a curated record. NCBI's taxonomy places the organism in Eukaryota, Metazoa, Chordata, Chondrichthyes, Lamniformes, Lamnidae.